Molecule: messenger RNA, 1789 nt
Organism: Pollicipes pollicipes
Lineage: Eukaryota; Metazoa; Arthropoda; Thecostraca; Pollicipedomorpha; Pollicipedidae
Exons: 2
Coding region: 152-1744 (530 amino acids)
Cellular component (GO): cytoplasm
Source: RefSeq, a predicted model, not a curated record
GGCUAUAUGGCAUUGGUUGGGGCCGGCCCCGUGAACGACGGCAUUGGAGCGGAUCUUGGAGGUGUAUUACUCCACCCCCUAGCCCACAACGUGGUCACCUAUCAGGUUGCAGAUGUAACUGGUCCAUCAGUACUCCCGGCCAGCUGGCAGGAUGAGCUCACCUCUGGCCCAGCCAUGCGCACUGCAGGAGCUGUGCUGGGCAGUGCUGCUGGACCAGGCACCCCUGGACAGCUACGUGUGUGGCGCCGCCUGUUACCAGCUGCCGCCGCCGCGGCUGCUGCACCUCUGCCGCACCGUGCUGGACGUGGUGCGUGCCAAGAAUAGCGUCUUCUACAACUGUCAGACGAUGCGCCACCUGAGUACUGAGAUCAGGCACAUGGCACAGCAGAAGGCGCGCGAGAACGAGGCGAUCCUGGCGGCGUUCCUGCGCCACUGGCCGCAGGAGACGCUGCACCUGGAGCAGCUGCAGGGCCUGGAACAACUGGCCUUCCUACAGGAUGGCCACCCAGAGCGUGACACGUGGACGCUGAUGCAGAUGGAGCAGUGUGACCUCUUCGUGCACCGAUACGCCGGCAAGCGCGUGCUGGAAAACAAGAAGCAGGUGCUGAGUGCAGCGUGCAGCCUGCUGCGCACCUUCCUCAAGCUGCUGGAGGAGGGCGACAGGCGCCGGCUGCGCCAUCUCGACAUCAGCACGCGUUUGCUCAGCUGGGUCGAACUCUUCGCCGUGGCGGGAAUGGUGCGCGACGCGGCCGCCGCCGCCGCUGGUGACGCCACCGUCAGCCUGGGCCUCCGCAUGGACCUGUCGGAGACCCGGCGCAUGUACGCCCGCCGCCUGCUCAAAGCCGGCCUGGGCGGUCCGGCCGGCGCGGCGCGCGUCUGCCUGCGCCGUGUCAGCAUCGUGUCCACCGCGCAGGACCUGUCGGAGCAUCGGCUGAACCUGCAGCUGGCCGGCCAGCUGCUGGGCGCUGUGGACGCGACGGCCGUCGUCAGCCUCAGCGUGGAGGUGGACGGUCACGUGCCGGUGGCCUGGCUGGCGGCACUCAUCCGCCGCCUGCCGGCGCUCGCCGAACUAAAGCUUCUGCUUCCGGCCGGCGCCGAGCCUGACGACUGGCCGGCGCUACUGGAGCUGCUCUCGGAGCGUCGCGCGCUGCGCCGGCUGGAGCUGCGCUGCGCUCUGCGCUGCCGCCUGGGUCGGCUGUUGGCCGAGCUGGUCGGGCCACUGACGGCGCUCUGUCUGCCCGGGUGCACGCUGGCCGUCGCCGACCUAGAGGCGCUAGCGCUCUGGCCGCAUCUCUGCCAGCUGGAGGAGCUCGACUUGUCGGACAGCGUGGACGCUAGCGAACUGCGCCUGCAGGACUCCGCUGUCCAGCAUCUCUGCGUCCUCCUGGCGCAGUGCGAGCAGCUGCGCGUGCUCGUGCUGGACGGCUGCCGCGUGAAGGCCGAUCAGCUGCCACAGCUGCUGCGCACGGUGCGCACGCGCGCGAGUCUCGAGCGGCUCUCGUUCGCCGGCUGCCCUGACCCGGAGCGGCCGGACGAGCUGCUGCGGCUGGUGGCAGACGUGGUGUCGCUGCCGCGGCUGCGGCUGCUCACGCUCUCCGGCUUCUGCAAGGAGCAGAUCGCCGAGCUACGCGAGGAGAUGGCCUUCUGGCGCGGCGUGAGCGGCUCCGACGCCGCGCCGCUCGUGGAGCUGCGUCAACGGCGGCGCGGCACCCACUGGGAGACCAGCCUCGCCGACACUCUCUGAGCAGAACGCUGGGCACGCACGAUCUGGGACAGAUUGAACCGCCCC